Messenger RNA from Paramecium octaurelia, 985 nucleotides. The record is from the annotation of a GenBank genome assembly. Lineage: Eukaryota; Ciliophora; Oligohymenophorea; Peniculida; Parameciidae.
AUGAGUCAAAGGCUUGAGUUACUCUAAAAAUAAAUGCCUACCUUCUAAUAUACAGUCGACGGAGGCAUUUUAACUAAGGAAGAACGAUAGUUUUAUGAAGAAAACGGGUUCAUAGUGGUUAGAUAAAUCUUUACUCCUGAAGAAAUAAAAGAGUGGACUUUAAGAUUCAGAGAAUACGCUGACGGACAACUAGAACGCAAAUACGGAAUGUAAGUUGUAAGAGACAUUUCUCUUGUGAAAAAAGGAGGAGGUAAACAAUGGGGAGAGGAAGCAAUAACAAAAAUACAGGACUGGUAAGAAGAUGAAGUAUUAUUCAAAUUUUGUUAAAACCCUAAAGUGAUUUAAUAUCUUAAAAGCAUCUGUGGACCUGAUAUUAAAUCUGUUCACACAAUGUUCAUCAACAAACCCCCUAACAUGGGAAAAACAUCAAGACACCCAAUUCAUCAGGACUAAGUUUACUUUCCAUUUGGACCAGCUCAUAGAAUAGCUGCUGGCUGGGCUGCUCUUGAAGAUGCCAAUAGAGAAAAUGGAUGUUUAGUCGUGUAUCCUGGCACUCAUAAAGGUAAAUAUCCCCCUGUAUCCUUAGUUGGACCAGUUGAACAUUGUUAUCCAGAUUGGAAAGAAGGAGUUAAUAAGGCUUACUGGGGUGUUAAAGAUAUGCCACCAGAAAGUGCUCCAAAAAUCCAUUUAGAAAUGAAGGCAGGAGAUAUUGUUUUCUUCCAUCCAUAUCUCUUUCAUGGUUCAGGAGAAAAUAGAGUAAAUUUUAUAAAAUAAAUUUUAGACAACAAAUUUCAGAAAGUCUAUCUGUUGCCAUUUUGCUUCCUCAAAUUGCCAAUAUCAUGAUAUUAAGGGAACUUUCCACGAAAAUUUGGCCAAUGACAUUAUUGCAUAUGCUUCAAAGAAGUUUGGGCAUGUUAAUUACUUGGAUAUAUGGAGAUUUAAAUGCAGACUGGUUUAAGGCUAGGCUGAUCCACUAGGAUUAUGA